This is a messenger RNA of Prosopis cineraria, 740 nucleotides long. Its product is annotated as E3 ubiquitin-protein ligase RHA2A-like. NCBI's taxonomy places the organism in Eukaryota, Viridiplantae, Streptophyta, Magnoliopsida, Fabales, Fabaceae. The transcript is spliced from 2 exons. The record is from RefSeq and is a predicted model, not a curated record. Bases 67 to 441 code for a protein of 124 amino acids.
UAGCUUAUAUGCCUUAUUAUAAGAGUCUUAGCACAGAUUGACAUCUUUGGCUUUCGUUGAACCAAAAUGACUCUUACAGGCCUGGUUUCGCUCGUGUUCGAUUUUAUUGGUCUUGUGCCGCACAAGAUCAAUCAGAAGCAGGCAAUUGCGAGUGAAUCAGCAGACCAAGCACCAAGGUUGAUUGAAAUUGAUUGGUGCUGCGUGUGCUUGUCAAGGUUGAAGGAGAAAGACGAUACGAAGGUUCUUCCUUGCUUUCACAGAUUCCAUAAACUUUGUGUUGAUAAAUGGCUUAAUAAGGGUCGCCACAAAACGUGUCCUCUGUGUCGUUUCUCAAUGGUAGCAGAAGAGAACAAGUCUCUUGCUUCUGCAGAAUUCACUGAGGAUAUGCUCGAUCCUGUUCAUAUGGAAUUUAUUUCGCCCCCUAACUUGUGCUAUUGGUGAACAAAAUUCGAUUCUUUGGGCGUGAUUUUAACGUGAUACAUUCACAUUCAGAAAAAAGUGAUAACAAAAAUUGACUAUGUAUGCAUGUGGUUCAUAUCGCUUUUUUUUUGGGGGGGGGGUGUCAAAGUGGUUCAUAUCACUUUAAUACACUUAUUAUCACUUUUUUUCUCUUUUUUGUAUAAUCAAACUCUUUGCGUGUGAUUUUAGGAUAAGUGAUAUUGUAUGCACUCAUGCAUCCAAAAAGAAAGAAUAAAAUAAUUCGUGGGGGUUACAUGUUAUUAUUGUACUUAAAAUUUCUU